Penicillium canescens is the source of this 1251-nucleotide messenger RNA. RefSeq lists its product as uncharacterized. Lineage: Eukaryota; Fungi; Ascomycota; Eurotiomycetes; Eurotiales; Aspergillaceae. The transcript is spliced from 3 exons. The record is from RefSeq and is a predicted model, not a curated record. Bases 1 to 1251 code for a protein of 416 amino acids.
AUGAAUGCUUUUGAGAAGAUGAGGGAGUUGGUCGAGGGGCGCCAUCCAUUACGUGACUUAUCACGUGGUGGUCUAGUCCCAUCUGGGACUAGCGUGAAUCCCCAGCACAACACGCUUCCUGCUUGCUCCCCGACCAGUGAAUCUGAUCAGAGCUCCGAGACCGCGAUCGAUAGCGAUACUGAGAUCAGCCCAUCCGCCACCAUCGAGGGUGCCACUUCUUCCUCCCCUUCCAAGGCGCCUUUCGCGCGUGGGCAUCGCCGUCGUUCCACCCACGUUACUCGCCGUGACCUUGAGAAGUUUCAAUCGGAGGUCUUGGGCGUUCAGAAUCACGCCUCCUGGUACGACGAGGAUAACGGCACUCCCCGAACCUUCAACCCCAACGAUCCUUCACUUGAGGAACUGAACCGUGCUUUCGAUAACGCCGACAUCUCUAUGAACGCCGCUACCAUGUCCAGCAACGUUCCGAACUCUGGCAUCUUCGCAGGCUCGACCGGCUAUGGCGAUAGCAAUGCCGUGCCGAAUAUUCCCCCUCGUCAGACUCCGUCUCCCGCCCUUUCCCACGCUUCCUCCACCACUCAGAUCGGCGGCGGCGGCAUGGGCGGCAUGGGUGGCAUGCCGAUGAACGCUGGUCACCAGAUGGACUUGCAUCAUCUCUACGAGAUGGUCGUCGAAUUGAGUGACGUCCUGAAGAACAACCGGGAUGUCACCAAGAACAUCGUUGCCAACGCGGAGGAGAUCAUGAAGAAUGGCAUCGCCGACAGUUCUCGCUCGGGUGACCAGAACGGCGAAAAUCUUACUGCCCGCAUCGCCGAACUCGAGCGCGCCUUGGCCAAGGAGAAGUCCAUAUCUGCAAACCACAAGCACCAUCGCGAGGAGAACUACAAGAUGAUUCUCGAAUUCCAAACCGCCGUGGGAGUCAUGGUCGAGCAAAUUCGCAACUACUGCCAGAACAACAACAUGCACUACCUUGCUCAGAAGCGCCACUACAACAACCUCCUUCAAGCCGAGCGCGAUGCCCACCUGGAGAGCCGUCUUGACCGCGACCACUGGCAUGCACAAACCAUGAAGUGUGCCGAAAUGAUCCGCACUGCCUACCGCCUCCGCUGCGAGGAAGACGACCUCCCCACUAAGAUCAUCUCCGGUCUGCAGAACGAAGUCCGCGCCUACCGCUUUGCACUGGGCAUGGAGGCUGAGGCUAAAGAGGAGGAGUACGGUUGGGAAUAUCUCAAGGACAUUCCUGGUCUGGAGUAA